Molecule: messenger RNA, 2721 nt
Organism: Diplodia corticola
Lineage: Eukaryota; Fungi; Ascomycota; Dothideomycetes; Botryosphaeriales; Botryosphaeriaceae
Product: sant domain dna binding protein
Exons: 2
Coding region: 1-2721 (906 amino acids)
Biological process (GO): regulation of DNA-templated transcription
Cellular component (GO): nucleus
Molecular function (GO): transcription cis-regulatory region binding; DNA-binding transcription factor activity
Source: RefSeq, a predicted model, not a curated record
AUGGGAAACACAUCCUCACAGGUUCAGGACGAGGCGCCUGAUGCUUCGCAGCCCUCGAGGCCGCAAGAUCCUUCCAGCACCAGGAGCGAAGACGACGUCGCUGCCUCCUCCCAGCUGGUUUCCGAAAUUCAAACCGCCGCCGUUCCUGCAUCCAAGAAGGAAGGCAAGGAAAAGAAGAGCAAGAAAAGCAAGAAGCGCAAGAGUCGAGAUGCGGCAUCCGAGGUCCACACCGAUAAGCAAGAAACCUCCGCUCCGCAACCUGAUGCUGAAGUCCCGAGCGUGGAUAGUGCUGCGGUUGCAGAUCGGAGGGAUAGCAUUGGAGCCAUCGAGAGUGCCACAGCCCAGGCAGGAGAGCAGCCGCCCCGGGAAUCUCGAAGGAAGAGGAAGGACAUGAACGCCACGCAGAAUUCUGCGCCCGCCGACACGCCCGCAACCACCGACAACAUCGUAGACACUACCACUGCGGAGCCUGCUAGGGUGGAGAAGGCGGCGAAGAAGAAACGCAAGAGGAAAUCCGAGGAUGCUGCGGCACCUGCCAUCACGGACAAGUCCCAACCUGCAACUGUAGCCCAAACAGACCCCGCGUCGACUGAAAGUGGCCAAAAUGCCGAGGACCCUUCUCACAAGAAGCAGAAGAAGUCAACAAGAUCCGCUACCGCUGCUGCCGCGCCGGCUCAGGUCAAGAACACGCCCAUUCCUAUCCCGACGUUCAAUCCUCCUGCUGCUCGGGAGCAGGAUAAUCUUCCCAUCAGGAAGAGUAAAAGAAAGGCGGACGCUGUCGAAGCAGCUAAAAACCAAAAAGCAGAAAAGGCACCUGCUCAGCCUGCGCCUGUGGAGGACAAACGUUCUAGCAACGCUGACAGCAAAGUUCCGAAAGACUCUGAGAAGAAACAGAAGAAAUCGAGGAAGGCUCAGCAAGAUGCUCCUGCUGCAAGUGCUAAUCGGGAGGUUGCGCCUCAGCCUAGCAUGACCACAGUCGAGCUCUCUGUCAUCGACCCAGCUCUACUGCCACCUACCCAGCAGCAGCCACCAGCCGAGCUCCCCGCUUCAGACGCAACAGAAGAGACGUCACAUCGCAAGAAAUCCAAGAAGUCAAAGAAGUCCCAAGACGACACUGCCACGCCGGCGACCCAGGGGAUUGCGGCGGCGGAUGCGCUCAUCGAGUCGCAGGUUGCUCGCGCAACAAAUGGCAUUAGUGGAGACGGCCAUGGAACUGAGGUGACUGGCGAGAAAGCCUACAUUGAUCACCAGAAGAAGAAGCAGAAACGCAAGCGCCAGGCUGAGGAGGCUGCUACCGAGCAAGCUGCUCAGCAACCCGAUGCGGCUGAACCAAAGUCCAAGAAACGCAAGAAUGCCACUCAAAAAGACGGUGCCACGAAGAGUGGAGCCUCUGCCCCAGGCACGAAAGGCUCGAGACCCCAAGGAACCGAAGAAUUCCCGUCUUCUGGACCAUACACCAAAAAGGAAGUCGAGACGCUGACUCGUGCGAUCGAAGCGUACCGCGAGUACAAUAAUCUUAAUCAAUUCCAGGUUAAUGACAUUGUUCAAGCUGGCGUCUUCAACGAAGUGCACGGCAAGUCUUGCAAGGAGUUCUGGGACGAGAUCUGCCCUUGUCUUCCGAACCGCUGGUCGCGCGAGACGAUCAUCAAAUUCGUCCGUCGCAAAUGGCACAACUUUGACAAGCGUGGCAAGUGGGAUCCCGAAGAGGACCAGAUGCUGAGGACGGCUUAUGCAGCGACGCCGGGUCAGUGGACGAAGAUCGGCGAGGCGGUCGGACGUUUCGCGGAUGACUGCAGGGACAGGUGGCGGAAUUACCUUUCUUGCAGCGAGACCAUGGCGAGCAAGAGAUGGCACGACAGUGAAGUGAACGAGCUUCUCAAUGUUGUUCAGGACUGUCUCAACACCCUGCUCGAGAGGCUUCCCGAAGACAAGAAGAACUACUGGCGUGAGGAGCUGCAGUCAACCGAGCGGAGGGACAUCUGGAGACCUGAUGAGAUACGUAACCUUGUUCGUAAGAUGCCCGACUGCAUGGAUGCGUUGCGCGCUGCAUUUGAGGAAAAGCACCCGCGCGAGAGCAAGCAGAAACGCGCCACAGAGAAGCGCCGAGGCUCGAGUGCUACGGAUGGCUCCGUGGUCAUCAAUUGGGAUCUCGUUAGCGAGAAGAUGGGUAAGAAGCGGAGUCGCCUGCAGAUCAUGUCGAAGUGGAAGGCUUUGGAGCAUUCGUACAGCCAGGAUCCGAAGGAAACCUUCUUCACUGAGGCCAAUCAUUGGCGUGUCGAGAACGGUCAGAAGUGGGCAGAGCAGAUGCUGCCUGGCGACAAGUACAACAUCGUCCGCGCGAUGAUUGAUCUUGGCCUGACCAACGAGGAGCGAAUCAUCUGGAACAGCGUUGCGCACCACGAGCUGGUGAAGCUCAAGUGGGCCCAUCAAGCCAAGAUGACUUUCCUGAGCAUGAAGGAUCAGGUUCCCCGGCAUCAAAGCCUGCCCCAGCUGCUGCAGGCCCUCAAGGACUACUUCGAGAUCAACCACGGCGAAGAGCUGGACAGCCACUGGCGCUAUGAAGGCAGGCCUGGCAGGACGUCGCUUAAGUCGGUGGUGUAUAGUCCUGGCCCGCUCGACUGGCGCGGUCACAUGCGCGGCGAGUCCUCAUACAAAUCCAAUGCUCGGGUCAGUGAUGACGACGAAGACGAGGAUGGUAGUGAUGGGCCGAGGACACAGUAG